AAGCUAGCAGUCUGGCAGCACCGCCACUUUGGCCAAAGAUUGACUCUUAAUUAAAACGCAGAUGAAAUGGCCAGCGAUUUUCCGCCUUUGGCCAUCCGGAUUUGGAUGCACAAGCUGAAGAAGGGCGUGGGUCAGCCGGCGGCUAUCCUGGAGCGCUCCCUGCUGAACUUCAUGAGUGCAGGGGCGGCCAGUUUGUCGGUGGAGAAUGCGACGGAGCGGGGCAUCCUAGUCCCGAGGGCAGUUGGCGGAAGAGCCAAGCGGCUGACCCUGACCUUCUGCCAGAAAGUCAGCAGCCUGCCCAUCUCUAAAACUGAUACCUACUGUUUCGAGUGCCAUUUGCCAGGAGAGGUCAUGGAAUGCGCGUCCUGUGAGCGCUCCUUCCACGAGGAUUGCCAACGCAAGGAUCCCGAGAAGCCCAACUAUUCGGUGCCGUCGGACAAGGGUCAACCUUAUCGGUUCCCAGUCAACGAAUCGGACACGGAGCCCGAACACAACCAAAAUUCGAAUGCGAGCCAGACGUCCACGCCAAAGCCCCUGCUCGAUCACAAUAGCAACAUCAAUCAGGAUUUACUAGCCACUCCGGAAUUUCUCAAGCACGAGAGUCCCGAGUGGGACGACGAUGUCUUCUUCGUGAGCGAGCAGAAAGGCGCCCGCCAGCGAAAGCAGGCCGGGAUCAAGAACGAACUGCAAAGCAGCCUGGACUGCGAUGAGGACAGCGAUCUGGGGCGCUGCACCCGCUGCCGGCUGCUUUCCCUGGCCGCCAUUCACAAUCCCCCGCAGCUGGACAAACAGGAACUAGGCUGCCUUUUGAAAUACUCCUGGGACAAGCAUCACUCCUGGAUAACCAUGGAUGUGGCCAAAUACAUGGACAAGCACUGGAACGAACGCGACAAGGCACUGGUCAAGCGCGUUCUCUUCAAGUCAAAGAUCUUGGGAAUGGCCAACAUCGAGCGGAAUAUCGAGACGAAGAAGUAUACGUACCUAACAGAGUUCCUGGUCGAUCUGCUCGAUCUUCAGCACAACAUUGCCGUGUUCUUUGGACCCAAGAGUGAGGAGUACAAUGCCACAAAGUGGCUGGUGAGAGAUGUGGCGCACGACAUCCGGGAAAUACGACGAUGUCCCGACUGCUUUCGGUACUCCAACGAGGCUAGUCUGUCGGAUCUCUGGUUUGCCAAACCAUGCCUCCAGAGGCACGAAUUGGUCUUUGCCAAACAAACAGGUUCGCCACCAUGGCCGGCAAAGGUUAUGAGCGUGUCCAAAAAGCAUCCUAUUAAGUACGAUGUACGCUUUUUUGGAGGCUCUCAUUCCCGGGCACUCAUUUCAGAACGUGACAUCACUCCCAUCGAGUCGGACAUUCAGUCGCACAUUAAACCCCGCAACUCGAAAGCCCUGAGCGCCGCUUUGAGGGAACUGCAGUGCCACAUGAUAUUGUCCCACUAUUCCGCUUCGCUAUUCGGCUUCCAUGCCAAUCCCACCAUUGCCAAGAAUCUCAUACAGAUAGCCCUGUCGCAUUGCACGGAAUCAUCGGAAACCGCCACGGCUACCAAGCGAAGAAGGCCGUCCACUCCGGCCAAUCCAGGCACUGCGAAGAAGCGAAGGCUUAAUCUCACCACUCCGGAUGCCCCAUCGCCGGUGCCAAUUCAAGCAACGAAUCCUGACUCCGUUACCUAUGAUAAUCUAACCGCUGAAAUACUGCAGGCACACGAGAAUCUGCUGAAGUGUCAGAGCGAGCUGACCGCCAUGCAAAAGAAACUGGAUGAAGUCAAGCGGAAGCGGUGGUGCUACCACUGCCUGGAGGAGGCCGCCUUCGACUGCUGCUUCACUGCGUCCUACUGCAGCGCGGAGUGCCAGCGACGCGAUAAGAGACGCCACCAGGCCACUUGUAGAGUCAAUCACCUAAAAUAAGCCACAUGUUGAAAGCAAAUUCGAGAUAUUUAUUAAUGUCGUUUUCUGAAAAUGGAUUACUUUCAAUCCAACGUGAUAAAAUCUCGUUACCCACAAUCCCAUGUAUCGUUUUGUAAGAUACUCUAAAGUAUUCCAAGAAUUUCUGUAAACGUAAUAUAUUAAAUGAACGUAAUGGUUAGCUAAA
Messenger RNA from Drosophila elegans, 2089 nucleotides. RefSeq lists its product as uncharacterized. Bases 67 to 1905 code for a protein of 612 amino acids. The transcript is spliced from 3 exons. The record is from RefSeq and is a predicted model, not a curated record. Gene Ontology annotation, molecular function: transcription corepressor activity; protein binding. Gene Ontology annotation, biological process: regulation of transcription elongation by RNA polymerase II. NCBI's taxonomy places the organism in Eukaryota, Metazoa, Arthropoda, Insecta, Diptera, Drosophilidae.